UUUCUUCACAUGUGCUUGUGUUUUGUUUUCAUUUCUCACUUUGAUUCCUGAAAGGUCGAAAAAGUUGAAAUUUAAGAAUAACAAGAAUAUAUAAUAAAUUUAUUGCUGAAUAAUCUAUUUCCCCAAAAUGUCUUCUUGGAAAAAGGCAUCGAAGAGCAAUCAAAAAGUCCACAGGGAAAGACAUCAGCCAGAGUCACGAGCACAUCUUGGUCUCCUAGAAAAGAAGAAAGAUUAUCGCAAACGAGCCCGGGAUGCUGAGCGUAAGGCCAAGACUUUGCAAUUGUUGCACAAACGUGCUCUGAAUAAAAAUCCCGAUGAAUUCUAUCAUCAUAUGAUACGUUCCAAGUUGCAUGAUGGUGAACAUCAUGAAGAACAAGGCGAAAAGGAUGAGCACAGUAAGGAACAGUUAGCUUUGAUGGAGACACAAGAUAUCAAAUAUAUCACAAUGAAACGUACAAUGGAAGCUAAGAAAAUUAAACGAUUACAAUCUCAGCUGCACAUGAUCGAUUUCGCCAAUACUGUGCCCAAUAAACAUUUAUUCUUUGAAGAUGAACCGAAGAAAAAUGCUGAAUAUGUUGAGGCUAAGGAGCUAAGUGAUAUGGAACUGGCGGAACGUUUGGAAACCCAUCCCAGUAUGUUGGAUAGAAAAACAAAUCGUCCCAGAUUGAAGGAUUUGGAAAAGUUGCAAAUACCUGUUUUAAGUCCAGAGGAAAUCAAAAAGGCUAACCUUUUGAAACUGCAGUCAUAUCAAGAACUUUCGAAACGUAUAGAACGUGAGAAGGAAUUGGCAGUUGUGCAACAGAAACUUGAAAUUAAAAAGGCUCUGCAACAGCCUCGCUUGCUGAAACCUAGGAAAAAGAAACCUGGCACUAAGGAUUCUGCACCCGUUUAUAAAUUCUCUUACGAACGUAAGAAGUAAUUGGAGAGUACAUUUAAUAAAAAAACUGAAACAUCCUA
Musca domestica (house fly) is the source of this 957-nucleotide messenger RNA. RefSeq names its product probable U3 small nucleolar RNA-associated protein 11. Lineage: Eukaryota; Metazoa; Arthropoda; Insecta; Diptera; Muscidae. The transcript is spliced from 2 exons. Gene Ontology annotation, cellular component: nucleolus; small-subunit processome. The coding region runs from base 128 to 919 and encodes 263 amino acids. The record is from RefSeq and is a predicted model, not a curated record. Gene Ontology annotation, biological process: rRNA processing.